Messenger RNA from Exaiptasia diaphana, 4470 nucleotides. Its product is annotated as WD repeat-containing protein 38. The transcript has 9 exons. Bases 228 to 1250 code for a protein of 340 amino acids. Gene Ontology annotation, molecular function: protein binding. The record is from RefSeq and is a predicted model, not a curated record. Lineage: Eukaryota; Metazoa; Cnidaria; Anthozoa; Actiniaria; Aiptasiidae.
CGUCUGCUCAAAUAUUGUGAAAUAUUUUCGACUUCUGCACAACAAACUUGGAAUUUUACUUGGUCAAGCCCGUACAAGUGUUGGACUUACUAUGCAAGUGUAUGCUUACUUUUUUGUCGCGAAAAGUUAACUUCAUUAACUUACAUUAUGAAAUCCAACGUCUUAAAUGUAGCUGAUUCUUGUUUAAUUUCCCAUGACGAAAACAAGGUUUAGUAGUAGUAAUUACAAUGGCUUUUGUAAAAGAACAUGCCCUUUCGUCAAAGAGGGCAGCUACUWCUAUUGAACCUUUGUUCUUGACAGACCUAGAGGACGAAGAAGACGAAAGCCGUAUUUCUGAACACUUAGUGUCGCCAAGGGAGCUCACACAGAUUGACUUUAGAUCGUUGAUUGGUCACACGGAUGAGGUGAAUUCAUGUUCGUUUUCUCCUGAUUGGUCAAAAGUUGCAACAGGAGGUGAUGACCAUUUAGUUAAACUAUGGGAUGCCAAAACAGGCAAAGUUCUGUUCACACUGGAUGAGCAUAAAGGAUCAAUUAAAUGUGUUUGUUUUUCCUGUGAUGGAAAAUUUUUUGCCUCUGCAUCUUAUGAUCACAGYGUGCAAGUAUGGGACAGUGUUACAGGCAAGAGGAUCUUUUGCCUUCAAGGUCACACACACAGUGUGGAGACAUGUUGCUUUUCACCAAACUCUGAAUACCUGUGCUCUGGUUCAUGGGACAAUUCAGCUYUGAUAUGGAACUUAAAGACAGGAGCAGCGGCCUAUGCUUUAAACAAACACAGGAAUGUUAUACAGACGUGUGCCUUUUCAUCAGACAGCAAAACAGUGGCCACAGGCUCAUGGGAUUGUACAGUUCGUCUUUGGUCAAUUGAUAAAGACAAGAUAGCAGUAAAGUGUCUCAAGGGUCACACCAGUAAUGUCCAUGCAGUAGCCUUUUCUUGUCAUGGUAUUUUGGCUUCAGCAUCCUGGGACAUGACUAUAAGGCUUUGGGAUGGUAAAACUGGUGAAUUAGCUUACUUAUUAAAAGGUCAUACUGGAUGGGUCCAGGCCUGCUGUUUCAAUGAAACUGGAGAACUUUUGGCUUCGGCAUCUGAUGACCAGACGGUGCGAAUUUGGAAAACCAAGACAGGCGAAUGUGUAAAAGAACUAGAGUGCAACACAGAUGAAGUACAUACAUGUUGUUUCACGCCCAAUGGCUCGCUAUAUGCAUCAGGACCAUCUGAAGCAGAGGCAACUGCAGCAGUCUGUAUCUACUAAUAUGAAAAUUGGAUGUGUCCUGCAAAAAGACUGAGAAUCAUGGAUACUGGUAAUACUGCUUCCUAUUUAUUUGUUCUUGCUGCGCCUGAAAUUUCGAUGCUAUUUAGAAAUCCUGUCGGGGAACGUGAGCUAUCAGAGCUGUUACUAUUUAUAGUCAAUAUAAUUAUUACUGUUGUCCAAGUAUUACGGGAAUCAGUUCAGAGCUGGCACUAAAGUCGACUGCCUAGUGGAUCUUACUGUUUACGAGUCUAAAAAUCGAACUUCGUUGGAAGAGGUUGGGAAAGAGGUUGCUGAAAUCGAAAUCGCUUUUCUAUUGUCUGCACGCUUAUCGACAAUGAAAAUGACGUCAGAAAAUUAUCAAAACUCAAGUGGAACCACGAGCUACGUGGCUACAGUUGCUCAAUCGGAAAAUGCCGCGCUCAUUCUGCCAACGAUUUGCGCUGAUGUUCAUUCUUAGUAAGUUUACAAAACUGUAGCCACUUUACAGGGCGCCUUUGAGCAUUAGAACAAUUUAUUUGCAUCAAAGCGAGAGUUGCGGUAAUYGCUUUAAUUAAACCACAAGUAAACUAAAGAUAAAUUUUCUAUAAAUAUAAUUUAGAUAUUUUAAUCAGGAACAUACAUUGUAUAGUAUUCAAUAAUGUUACAAAUAAUUUGUUUUAGAGUAAAAAUCACAUUUACAUAAACCUUCUGACGUACUGUUAAUUAUCCCUAAAUAUCAUUAAUAUGUUCACCAGUUUAAGGUCGGUUUUUGAUAAAAUGUAUAGGAGCUGCUAUUAUUCAUACUGUGAACAAAUAACCUCUCCCUUCAUAAUCUAUCCCACCCCAGAAAGUAUAACUAAUCUCAAAUAGUGUCAUGUUCCUGAAGAGAACGUUAUAGUGUAUUCAUUCCAUGUGUGCAACAUGAAACUUGAAUUUGUUGAAUCUCAAUCAUUAGCAGUUUUUAGUUCUGCCUCUUCAUCGAGUCGACUGCUUCCAAAAUAAUUGUCAUUUAAAGUAUUUACAGUCGAUUGCAUAAAUUAUGACCGCAACCACAUAUUAUAGAAAUACAUCGGGUGCAUUGUGGGUGAUACAUGCCGGGUAAUAGUUGCGUGAAUUGAGUAUAAGUGCCCCUCCCUCCCCUCCCUCCAAAUACAGGAGAACAACUGGUUUUAUGGAGCUGUUUGAUCACUUUCAUCCAUUUAACCAGGUUGAAAUUAGUGGCAAAAAUGUAAGGGAACUUUGAAAUUCGUAGAUAUUUGUGCAAAUUGCAAURAGCUGUAGAAAAUAAGUGUAGAUAUGUACUGAGAAUUGAAUGUCGCAAAGGAAAUUUGUAAAUCCGAAAAAAUUAUUGUAAGGCUUGCAUUUAGAAAUGGACUCAUUGUUUUACUGCUUGUUUAUAUGAGUCAAGUAGAACUGCGAACAAGAUAGUACGGCCGGCGACAGAAAGCUAUUACUUUAUCUUCGAUAAACUUGAUUCUCUAAGUAUUCUCUGUGUGAGUUUGCGUAGUAGCGGUGCAAAAUGGUCGUUGGUGGCAAGUGUUUUUUUCCCCUGGACUCUUUGAAGUCACAUUUAUUAAUCGCGUGCGAGUCUCUCGAGUGCACAACCCAUAUGCUAAUGUUUUUGCAGACUUUGACCAGAACAAAUGUCAUGUACGUUUAUGAAAAAACCUAAAUCAGUACUGAUCCUAAGGAAAAUUUCCGUACAUUAACACACACAUAUAGAAUGGGCAGGCCUGCUACAGAGCUUCAUGUUUAGCCAUAUGUGAUUUAAUUUCAAAUUCAUUUUCUCAUAUCAAGACACUAAAAGCUGCAAAAAUAAAGAAAACGUAGAGCAGCUCAUAUAGCCAAUUUCUCGGUUGAAUACACGCUAUUGCUUUCUUAAGUCAUGUUACGUACGAUACAAUUUACUAUCCAAAACCAUGCAGUCAUAAAAUCAGUGGCCGGUCAUACCAAGUUCACGCAACUCACGCUGGAAUAACUCGCGCAUGUAUUACCCACAAUGCACCCGAUAUAUUUAUAUGAUAUUUGUUUGCGGCAUAAUUUUUACAAUUGACUGUAAAAGAUAUUUUAUAUAGCUAUUCACAAAUGGUUGGAGUGUCUAUAGCCUCUUGAACCUUUUUUUCAAUAGCCAAGUCUCAUCGCAUUAUAAAUAAUACAUAAGCGAUCAUUUUGUAUAAUAAAUAAUAGCUUAUGCUACGCCAUCAUUGCUCGCUUUCGAUUUUGCAAAAAUAUAAAUUGAAGACGAGGCUCCGGGGUAAUAGAAUAAGCUAUUACACUCCCGCGGCCUCGCCUUUAAUUUUAUUGUAGUUGAUCAGUUAGUUUAAAUAUCGAAAGUGAACUAUUUGAAACCUUCAUUUCUCUGAAAAUACCAUGAAAUGCAACAAAAAAGAAUAAAAAGCCCGUCAUCUUCACUCACUAGAAUUAUGCACUUCAGUUAUGCGCUAGGAGUUAAAGGCAUUCAGAUUUCUUUAAUUUUCUGGUUAAUUUUUCUGGAACUCAGCAAGGAUUUAGUGUCAGCCAUGUUGUAACAUGAAAAACAGCUCUCGAGACCUAGGCAUAGACAUUACUGGAUUGGACAUCCAGCACGCGUUUARUUCACUUAUUUUCGUGYUAUCGAUGAUGGCUGUAUGGUUCCAGAGGUUUUCUCUUCUUUUCUAGACCUUUUUCUUUUACAUUUUUCGUAUUUUUUCUUUUGCUUUUACAUUUGUUGGGGGGUGGUAAACAUGUAAAAGAAAAAAGAACAUGACGAAAAAUAUAUAACCCGUACAGAAAGAAAACCUCUAGAACCAGAAUAUGAUGGCUGUAGGUUUCCCAGGGGACUUUGCCAUACCGGGAGGUCUGCGAGCAAUUUCCUCAAUUCUACCAAAAAAUGUUCAUUUCUGAAUAAAAAAGCUCCACGUACUUUUUAGGUUAGGUUUAGCUAGGAAUUACAAAGAAAUCUAUAGAAUGGCUGUAGUUACAAACAUACAUUUCUUUGUCCAAUUCAAGCUUACUUUAAUCACUUAAUAAUUUGGCACAUUCAGAAUGUAGUCUAUGAGAGUUGUUGCCACAGACAUGAUAAUCAAUGGUAGAUUGAUUUCCAAACCUCCAGAUAUGGAAAAGGCUUAUUACCGUAYACAUGUCGAGUGUUUGUAUACGAACUUCUUUCACGUUUUACAKAUUAUUACACAYUAUCAUUAGCYCUUCGUGAARCCCACAUUGUGUUUUCUUAUGGUAAUGUAAUAAAUCUCUUUAAAAAUGA